GAUCCGGCAGAUAUAAGAAUCCAAGAGUCCAGCCGCAGUCUGUGCCGCGCAGAGCACGCGUCCCAACCAGUCCUCCCCACGUUGCGCCUGCCUCUCUCUCCCGGGAUGUCCGAGCGGCGGAUCCCCUUCAGUUUCCUGCGCAGCCCCAGCUGGGAACCUUUUCGGGACUGGCAUUACCCGAGCCGGCUCUUCGACCAGUUCUUUGGCAUGCCGCCGGCUCUGUCCUACGACUGGGGUCCCGAGUGGCCGGGUUACCUGCGCCCCUUUCACCUGCCCAGCGUCCGCGCCCCAGCCGCAGCCGGGGCUACGGAAGCGACCGACCAAGCCACCGCCUCCAGUGCCGCCCUCAACCGCCAGCAGAGCACCGGUAUCUCGGAAAUCAAGGUCACUUCUGACAAGUGGAAGGUCAGCUUGGAUGUCAACCAUUUCGCCCCUGAAGAGAUCACCGUCAAAACCAAGGAUGGCUAUGUAGAGAUCCACGGCAAACACGAGGAAAGACAAGAUGAACAUGGUUUUAUUUCAAGGUGUUUUACUCGAAAAUAUCUCCUCCCACAAGGCAUUGAUGCCGGUGUAGUUUCUUCAACACUGUCACCCGCUGGUGUGCUGACAGUGGAAGCGCCACUGGCCAAGCCAGCUCUGCAAUCUUCAGAGGUCACCAUCCCAAUUACCUACGAGUCUACAGCCCAGAUCGGAGUGCCAGAUUCAAAGAAGGCAAAUGAAGCUACAAAGAAAUGACUGGAGUAGCAAAGAAGUAUGCACUCAUAGCAGGCACUACAUCAAAUUAACCAGAACACACUGACCAGAUCCAAAGUUAUCAGUACAAUGCUAAAAAUGCUAUCCAGAUAACCAGAUUAAUACCACAAUAGAUAAGCAUCACCACAACCUAAACCCAAUGCAAUUAACUAGCUUUGAGCUAGUCAUACUUAAUGUAGUCAGAUUAUAAGAUAUUUUCUGUUUAUAUUUUUAACUUUAGCAAAAAGAUGCAAUUAUACAAAUUUAGAAUCAUAAACCUUAUAACACCAGAGAUGAUUCUUUUCUUUCAAGUGCCUUAGAAGCUCUGAGUAAUUUAGCACCACCCUAACAGGCAGCGGUUUUUGAUCAUGUUCACUCUGCAUAUUCAAUGUUUCCAUGCUGCCCUUGUGUAUUUUUUUGCUUUGGUAUAAUCAUAUAGAUCUGUUAACAAAGAUAUUUUUUUGAAUCAGCAUUGAACUUUAUUAAUAAAAUUAAUGAUGAAGAAAAAACAA
Messenger RNA from Hypanus sabinus (Atlantic stingray), 1244 nucleotides. RefSeq names its product heat shock protein, alpha-crystallin-related, 1 (gene hspb1). Lineage: Eukaryota; Metazoa; Chordata; Chondrichthyes; Myliobatiformes; Dasyatidae. The coding region runs from base 106 to 735 and encodes 209 amino acids. The transcript has 3 exons. Gene Ontology annotation, biological process: response to heat; protein refolding. Gene Ontology annotation, molecular function: protein folding chaperone. The record is from RefSeq and is a predicted model, not a curated record.